Molecule: messenger RNA, 4420 nt
Organism: Cercocebus atys (sooty mangabey)
Lineage: Eukaryota; Metazoa; Chordata; Mammalia; Primates; Cercopithecidae
Gene: TMEM187
Product: transmembrane protein 187
Exons: 3
Coding region: 3297-4082 (261 amino acids)
Cellular component (GO): transport vesicle
Source: RefSeq, a predicted model, not a curated record
AACAAAAACAAAAACAGAAAAACCCCCACAGCACAACUGUACCACCACCACUCCUCCCGAGGCAAGAACACCCCCACCCUGCUCUUCAGCACCCACUCUGAUGGUAGGCUUCGAGCAGGCUGACAGUCUCUGCAGCCAUCCAGCUGAGUCACUGGGCCUCGGACAUGCCAAGCACUAGAUCUCCCCUGCCAUUUCCCUAAAGCAGAGGGGCAACACCUGUGCCACCCACGUGUGCAAGCUUGGAUCCUGGCCCUCUGCCUCUUUUUCAUUCCUAGUGCAAAAACCACCCCAGAAAAGCAAGAGCUGCCAAGGCCAACAGCCUUGCGCACUGGAGAGCCGUCUUGACCAAUCCCUGGAGGGAGCUCCAUGCAAGCUACCAGGGUAAAUGCAUAACGAGACCCAAGGCUGCCUGGGCCAACUGCUCUCGGUAGAUAAAGGGGCAGAGCCCAGGAGGGCAAGUGACACCUGAGGUCACAGUGUAAAACAGAGACAGAGACAAGACCCCUGUCAUUGACUUGAAGUGACCGAUCUGUGCCUGCCCAAGGGUCCCAUGUCCAAGCAGCCACCCUCACUCCCCUGAGCACCCACCCUCGUGGUCAAAGCUCACAGCUAUGGGGCCGUGGGUCAGGGUUUGGAACAAAGCUAAAUGGCACAUGGGGUCAGCUGGCAGCUUUCCUAUCACACGCUGAUCAGUGAGCCAGGAGGCCAGGCCAGAAGCGCCCUGUGAUAUCUUCGGGGCUCCCGCUCACCAGAUCCUUCUACAAGACCCAAGAGGUGCCCAUCUCAUUCUAGAACACUCCAGGCAGGGCAGGGGCCCUCCCCACCCCCAUCAAGAGAGGUCUGUCAGGGAGCACAGCUCCUGGUGUGAAGACAAGCCUGCGGCUCCUCAUCUCACCCACAAGUCCAGGUUCUACCCGCUGAAAGCACACGAGCAAGCUCUCCUCCCUUCUCCCAGCUUUUCAAUGUGACAGCUGCUCUCAGUCACCUCUGAAUCAUCUGGGGGGUGUCAUGUAACCCAAUCCUUGGGCCCCUCAUCCUGGAAAUGCUGGCUCUCAACUGGGAGGGGAAGAUGGCGAAAGGACCCUGCCCUAGAUGAACACCACUCUAGCUCUCCUCUCCUAAGCAAGGCUGUGCCCUGGCCUCUCCGUGUUUCAUCAGCUCCCCCAUUCACUUCAUGUUCCGCCAGCUCCAUCCCUUGCUCACUUCAUGUUCUGCCAGAUCCAUCCCUUGUUGCCACUGUCCCAUCACCACCUAGAGACUGGUGCCCAUGCAGUGAGGUGGCUGGUCAAGUUCAACGAGCUGCCUUCCUCUUUGUUACACCUGUCACAUUCGAGCAUUUCCUCUCACACGACGUGCUGAGAGGCACAGAAGACACCGCUCUUGUGCUCAUACUCCCAAUGGGGUAGGAAGGCUGCGUGCCCCCCUCCCACGAUGAGACAAACACCCUAGAAGAACUCUGACCCAAGCCCGGCCCUCGGGAGCACACAGCAGGGUGACUGCUGGAAAGGGCAGGGCAGGAGUGGAAAGGGCUUCUCAGAAGAGGUGACAUUUCAGCUGGGCCUUGAAGGGUGAACAGGAUUUCCCGACAAAUGAAACUAGUAGGGCCAAUCAGGAAGUGACUGCAAGAGUCUAGUAAGAGGAGAGGAGGGCUUGGUGUGGAAGGGGACAGAUCUGAUGCCUGCCCGACACAAUGACCAAUUAGAUACAGGGACAGAGAAGAAGGGAGGCGUUUCAAAGGUGAUGGGCCCCAAGAGACAGGUGGCAGAAUGGCCUCUAUGAAGGUUUGCACUCCCGCCCAACUCCGCCACCAGCUGGGGGGGCGACCCUGGACCUGUCACUUCCCCUCUUGGACCCCAAUUUCCUCAUCUGCAGAAACAAGGAAGUAGUUCCACUAGAUGUUUUCCAAGGCUCCCUCCAGCUCCAAGAGCCUAUGGACAUUACAGAGCCACCGUGGCCAAAGCUCUUGCUUCCCCCUCUACCCCCCAAUACCUGGCAGCACUCUGAAUCCUUUGGCUUGCCACGUGGAACUAAAAUUCCCUAAGGACAAGGAUAGUAGCUACCCUAAGACCUCUCAAAGCACGCACCCCCUCAAGCUUUCUUAUCCUAGCCCGGGACCCCUUCCAGAUCAGCUCUCUCCAAAGGUGGAAGGCUUUUUGAGGACUGAUCCCACAGAAGUGCAAGGGGCACAGGCAUGACAAUAUGCCCUGACCUCAUCCCAAAUACAACAAAAGGAGACAAGACAAAGGUGAUGAGGCUGGGCUGGCGGGAGGGGGCAACUCCCACCGAUUCUGCUGAUUCCUGUCAGCAGAAACCUCGGUGAGGAAGAGGGCGUCGGGUCUGCCAGCUGCUCUCUCGAGAAGUCUGAGGAAUUGCUGAUGACAGUUUCCAAACUGCUACCCUGGAGGAUCCCAGAGCUUCAUUUUAAGCAGCCCUUUGGAAGGCAGGCUACCCUCUAAUGCACAACCUGUCUGCAGACUGGUAAUGAAUUCAUGCCAAAGUGGUCAAUUCAUUUUAAUAAACAAAUGAAUAUGCAGAGGCCCCAGGAAGCCAAGGCAGCAGUGGUGGUGGACUUUGGAGCCGAUUGUAAUUAGGCCCCUGCCCUACUUUCUAAAAUUGCGUUUCCCUGCCAGGGAGCCUGCUCCAGGCCUUAUGAGAAGAAAGUCGGUCCAAAGAGUGGAGAAGGUGCUGCUCAUGGUGACGGUGCCUCUAUAAACAGCCCCACCACUGGAGAAGCCUUAGCUUACUGAGCUAAUUCCUGCUACUGCAGCUGCCUGGGCUGGCACGGGGCACCACCAACCACCAAGCGCCCCCGCCCAGGGGGUGCUGAGAAAGGCCCUGCUCCCUGGAGGCAACAGGUGCUGAGAGACCUGGAACGAAAAAGGGCCACCGGCAACCCCCCAGCCUUUCAAAGUCAACGUGGCAGCUCCAACUUCCCAUCCCCAGAGCAUCGAGGCCCUGGAGCUCAGUCAAAGGACAGCAGCCUCUCACCGCCCAGGACACAAAGCCCACCCAGCAAGGGCUUGUCUGCAGGACCACCACCGAGGCCAGGGGAUCACCAGAGCCCCCAGAAGAGAACGGCCGCGGAGCAAGGGGAAAAAGGCAGAACGUUCCUCCGCUGGCGCCAGCCAAUCAGCAGGACUCCUGCCUUCCUUCGGGGCAAGGUCGCAGCAUCUGCCUCGGAAAUCACGGGGCUGCUUCCUGCUGGCUCAGCUUGGAGGCCCAGCGUGUUCUGCAGAGGCUGCGUAGUGAAGGCUGCUCUCUGAAGCUCCUGCCCCAGGUCAGGCCACCAGUUCCACAUGAAUCCAGAGUGGGGGCAGGCCUUCAUGCACGUGGCCGUGGCCGGCGGCCUCUGUGCUGUGGCCGUGUUCACAGGCAUUUUUGACAGCGUCUCCGUGCAAGUGGGCUAUGAGGACUACGCCGAGGCGCCGGUGGCUGGUCUCCCUGCCUUCCUGGCCAUGCCGUUCAACUCACUGGUGAAUGUGGCCUACACGCUACUAGGGCUAUUCUGGCUGCACAGGGGCGGUGCGGUGGGGCCGGGUCCCCGCUACCUGAAGGAUGUGUUCGCAGCCAUGGCCCUGCUCUACGGCCCCGUGCAGUGGCUGCGCCUGUGGACGCAGUGGCGCCGCACCGCCGUGCUGGACCAGUGGCUCACCCUGCCCAUCUUUGCGUGGCCUGUCGCAUGGUGCCUCUACCUAGACCACGGCUGGCGGCCCUGGCUGUUCCUCUCCCUUGAGUGCAUCUCCCUGGCCAGUUACGGCCUCGCUCUGCUGCAUCCCCGGGGCUUCGAGGUCGCACUGGGUGCUCACGUGGUGGCCGCUGUGGGGCAGGCGCUGCGCACCCACAGGCACUAUGGCAGCACCACCUCGGCCACCUACUUAGCUUUGGGGGUGCUCUCUUGCCUGGGCUUUGUGGUCCUCAAGCUGUGUGACCAUCAGCUCGCACGGUGGCAUCUCUUCCAGCGCCUCACAGGCCACUUCUGGUCCAAGGUCUGUGACGUGCUCCAGUUCCACUUUGCGUUUUUGUUUCUGACGCAUUUCAACACUCACCCAAGAUUCUGUCCCUCUGGCGGGAAGACGCAUUGAACUGUGGGAAGAACCUGCUGAAAACCGACGACCCCCAGCAUUGAAACAGACUCUGAGAUGGUGCCAGUGUUGGGCAUCCUACGUGUGAUGAUACGCACUGAUCACACAGCACUGCCCUUUCCUGAGAAGCUACAGGCUUUGGUGUGGAGGGAUGGAGUGCUGUGAUCUCGACAACUUACUUUCAAAGACAUAAAGCAAAGAUCUUGGCACAAGGGAUGUGGGUGUUCCUGAUGUAAUUCUCAUAACUUUCCUGUAGUUUGAAAUGUUUCCAAAUAAAUAUUGGCAAGGGGAGUGGAAAUGACACCAAGAAGCCCCUUGUGCUCGUGGUUGGACAGAGA